CUUUGGAACUACUAGUCAACUAGGAUCAGAUGAUGCAUUCAAAAGUACAUUCCUCUGAAUCGAAGUCCACGUAUGAGUAUGGCAUUGUGAUUUGUGAGUACUGACUUGUUUCCGAAUUCUUAUCUUUUUUAGAGCAUCCGUUUCUGAAUUCUGGCUAAAGUGCAGUGUGCACGACUGCACGGGUGAACUAUUCAAACGCGCGAUCAAAUGUCGCCGACCCAAGCCGCGACGCCUCUGGCCAUCCUCUCCCGCUUCCUCUCGUCGCCGCCGUCCCCCUCGCCGGUGCUCGAGUUACUUCGCGUCCACGCGCUCGCCGUUACCUCGGGCCUCUACCAACGCCCCGACCUCGCAGCAAAGCUCGUCUCCGCCUACUCCUCCGCGGGGCGCCCCGGGCUCGCGGCGCUCGCCUUCUCGGCUUCCCCCCGUCCCGAUGCAUUCCUCUGGAACUCCCUCAUCCGCACCCACCACUGCGCAUCCGACUUCGUGGCCGCGCUUUCUGCCCACCGCCGCAUGCUCGCCUCUGGCGCGCGGCCUUCCCCCUUCACCGCGCCGCUCGCUGCCUCCGCCUCCGCAGAGCUCGGCGCGCUCGGCGUCGGCGCCGCCGUGCACGCGUACUGCGUCAGGUACGGCCUCCUCGUCGGCGAUGGAGACUCCGUCGCCGUCGCAUCCUCUCUGGUGUACAUGUACGCUAGGUGCGGCAACGUCAGAGACGCUGUGAAGGUGUUCGAGGAAAUGCCCGAGAGGGACGUGGUCGCGUGGACCGCGGUGAUAUCAGGGUGCGUGCGGAACGGGGAGAGUGGGGAGGGGUUGCGCUAUCUGGUGGAGAUGGUCAGGCUUGCAGGCGAUGGCAGUGUCAGGCCAAACUCACGGACGAUGGAGAGUGGCUUGGAGGCAUGCGGGGUGCUAGAUGAGCUGAAUUCUGGUAGAUGCCUGCACGGCUAUGUAGUGAAAGUCGGGAUUGGAGAUUCCCCCAUGGUAAUUUCUGCCCUCUUCUCUAUGUACUCGAAGUGUUACAGCACUGAGGAUGCAUGCGCUUUAUUCCUGGAGUUGCCAGAGAAAGAUGUGGUUUCCUGGACAAGUUUGAUUGGAAUAUACUGUCGGAGAGGGCUUAUUACGGAGGCUAUGGAGUUGUUCCAGCAGAUGAUGGAGUCAGGUCUCCAGCCAGAUGAGAUUCUCGUUAGUUGUGUGCUUUCAGGGUUGGGUAACAAUGGCAAUGUACACGGAGGGAAGACAUUUCAUGCAGUUAUAACGAAGAGAAACUUUGGAGAUAGUGUUUUGAUUGGAAAUGCUUUGAUAUCAAUGUAUGGAAAAUUUGAGAUGGUGGACAGUGCAGGCAGAGUUUUUAGAUUGUUGCAUCAAAGAGAUGCGGACUCAUGGAACUUGAUGGUUGUAGGAUAUUGCAAAGCUGGAUGUGAUGUCAAAUGCUUGGAGCUGUAUCGUGAGAUGCAGUUGAGAGAUAAGUAUGAAUUUUGGUGUGUUGCCGACAGCUUGGUUUCUGCAAUCUCUUCUUGCUCACGGCUAGCAGAACUAAGACUAGGUCGAUCAGCACACUGUUAUUCAAUCAAGCACUUGCUUGAUGAGGAUUCAUCAGUUGCAAAUGUUUUAAUUGGCAUGUAUGGGAGGUGCGGAAAAUUUGAUCAUGCAUGCAAAAUAUUUGGCCUGGCCAAACUGAAGGGUGAUGUUGUCACAUGGAAUACACUGAUAUCUAGCUAUGCCCAUCUGGGACAUUCAAAUGCUGCGAUGUCACUUUAUGAUCAAAUGCUUAUUGAAGGCUUGACACCCAACUCAACAACCUUGAUUACUGUCAUUUCAGCCUGUGCAAACUUGGUUGCAUUGGAACGUGGAGAGAAGAUACAUUCUUACGUGAAAGAAAUGGGGUGGGACUAUGAUGUAUCAAUCAACACAGCACUUAUUGACAUGUAUGCUAAAUGUGGGCAGCUUGGAAUUGCAAGAAGGAUUUUUGAUUCUAUGCUUCAACAUGAUGUUGUUGCAUGGAAUGUUAUGAUAUCAGGGUAUGGGAUGCAUGGGGAAGCAAAACAAGCAUUAGAAUUAUUUGGUAAGAUGGAAGGAGGAAGUAUUAAGCCUAAUGGUGUAACCUUUCUUGCUAUUCUAUCUGCUUUAUGCCAUUCAGGGCUUCUUGAGGAGGGCAGGAAGGUGUUCACAAGAAUGGGAAAAUACUCACUUGAGCCUAACCUGAAGCAUUAUGCUUGCAUGGUGGAUCUCCUAGGGAAAUCUGGGCAUCUCCAAGAAGCAGAAGAUAUGGUUUUAGCCAUGCCAAUAGAACCUGAUGGCGGGAUAUGGGGAACUUUGCUUAGUGCCUGCAAAUUGCAUGACAACUUUGAGAUGGGUUUAAGGAUUGCAAAAAAGGCAUUUGCUUCUGACCCAGAAAAUGAGGGAUAUUACAUUUUAAUAUCUAAUUCUUAUGGUGGUGCUAAAAAAUGGGAUGAGAUAGAGAAACUAAGAGAAACGAUGAAGAAUCUUGGAGUUCAAAAAGGUGUAGGCUGGAGUGCAGUUGAUUAUGGCGUGUGACUUCAAUUUCAGUUAUGCUCUUUCAAUAUACUUAUAUUUUUUGCAAAACAGAUAGUGAUCUUGUAGACAGAAGUACAAAUUUGCUGAUGGAUGAAACUAUUUGUUUGUUAGCGCGAAUCUUAGGUAACUGCUUGGAAGAUUUGGGCAAAUGGAUGAUUUGAAUGCCAUGAAGUAAGAUUGUCCGGAUUUGGGGCCAAAUGGCUAACUGCCUCGGAAGUAAUAUAUGUGAAUGAUUACAUCGUAGAAGUUAUAAGGCCAUAAAUCAGGUGACCGUGCCGUUUGGAGAACACACAAACUGCUAAUUUAAAUAGAAGUGGAAAUUGCUCGGUUAUAGACUUGAAGUUGUGAUCAUGCACAUAAUAGAACUGUGCACCAGGCUGGCUAUAGAUGAAGGCUGAAUCGAAGCAGCACCACUGGUCUAUUGGCCAUGAUCAUAGUGUCAGUGUCAAUAUUGCAGUUUUCUGUAAGAACUGAUGGCUACAUUUUUGCCAUGAUUGUGGUGCCAGUAUCACUAUUGCGGUCUUCAAGAAGUAUGGAGCUAGUAUUAUGUUGCUACAGUUGACUUUUGUCAAUUGCAAAAGAAUGAUACAUAUCUGAAAUUGUGUACCCGACUGCUUAUGAGAAGGCUAUUUAACUAUAAGUUAUGGGCAGAUUAAACAUGGUGCUGUGGUGGAGUGAACACUUGUCCAGGUUCAGUUGCAAAUUCUAUUCACCCCGCUACUUUUCUCGUGUGAUGCAUUGGUUGUUAUGGCAUCCAGUCUACCCUCUACUCUUCUCCUCGUGAUACAUUGUUUGGCGUGGCUGCCAUUUCUUUUAACUGCUAAUUCGAGUAUUGCCCUUUGAAUGAUCAGGGAAAUGUACUUUGCAGAGUGCUUGUGAGUCAUGACAAAACACAAAGGAGCGCAUGUAAAUGCUAGGCGACAUAAAUGAAGUCAGAACCCACUUCAGUAUCACAAAUUCACAAUCAUCUCUGAAUUCUUAAGCAUCCGUCCACGCGUUCCUGCAUUCCUGUGCAUCAUUCAUGAUUGCUUUUGUAGCUGCUGGUUUGGUUCUUCACCACUUGAUUCUGUUGCAUCAAUUUAAUGGGCGAUGAUCAAAAGGGACAUCUUAAUGGGUGAUACUCGCCUCUUUCUCCUGUCUGGCUGUCUUGAUGUAGGAGCACAGAAACUUCCUGCAGAGGCAGAGCUAGCAGCGGCGCUGGUACCGACGGGAGCAAACGUCGGCAGAGUAGUGAUCCUGGUCGACGAGGGUGAGGAGUGAGAUGAAGUCAUGAACGCUCACCACUCGGCUAGCCGUGGCAACACAAGCUGAAAAUCUCUGACCAACCUGUCGUUUUUAGGCUAAUUUGGAAACUCCAUUUUCCCGAGGGAUUCUUAUUUUCCCAAGGGAAAAUAAAAAUCCCUUGGAAAAAUGUGGUUCUCAAAUUAGUCCUAACUGUCUGUUCAAGACGAAUGGCUGGCAUGAAAAAAAUAUAUAUGCAAGCUGACACCUUGUAAUGACUUUUCUUGUAAUUUCAGAUAUUUAUUCAUAUAGUAUAUAUUCACGACUAGCAAACUUGUA
Messenger RNA from Zea mays, 4089 nucleotides. RefSeq lists its product as uncharacterized. The transcript is spliced from 3 exons. The record is from RefSeq and is a predicted model, not a curated record. Gene Ontology annotation, biological process: RNA modification. Gene Ontology annotation, molecular function: RNA binding; protein binding. The coding region runs from base 208 to 2529 and encodes 773 amino acids. NCBI's taxonomy places the organism in Eukaryota, Viridiplantae, Streptophyta, Magnoliopsida, Poales, Poaceae.